CGAAAUAUUUCCAUACUGCCGCGGCGCAUUCGCAUUCCUUUUUUCUUGUUCCGCAACAACCUCAACCUCAACACCGCCGCCACACCCACACCCUCUCCCUCUUUGUAAAGCACUGCCGUUUUGAGCAGUGCCGUCACCUGGUCUCUGGUUUUGUUUCGUAAUAUUGCGUACUCACCUACCCACAAUGUUCGCCUCGCGACUGUCUCGGGCUCUCCCCCGGGCCACCCCCAGGUCCGCGGCUUUGCUCAGGGCAAGGCCUAUGACCCCGGCCUUUGCCAGGUUCGAGUCCACCUCGUCAGAUGACAAGGUCAAGGGCGCCGUGAUCGGUAUCGAUCUGGGCACGACGAACUCUGCUGUUGCCAUCAUGGAGGGCAAAACCCCCAAGAUUGUUGAGAACGCAGAAGGUGCCCGCACAACCCCCUCAGUCGUUGCCUUCACGGCCGACGGCGAGAGGUUAGUGGGUGUUGCGGCGAAGCGCCAGGCCGUCGUCAACCCGGAGAACACUCUGUUCGCUACCAAGCGCCUGAUCGGCCGCAAAUUCACCGAUGCCGAGGUUCAGCGUGACAUCAAGGAGGUUCCUUACAAGAUCGUCCAGCACACCAACGGCGACGCCUGGGUUGAGGCCCGCGGCCAAAAGUACUCGCCUUCCCAGGUCGGCGGCUUCGUGCUGAACAAGAUGAAGGAGACUGCCGAGGCCUAUCUGGGCAAGAACGUCAAGAAUGCAGUUGUCACCGUGCCUGCCUACUUUAACGAUUCGCAGCGGCAGGCCACCAAGGACGCCGGUCAGAUCGCUGGUCUCAACGUCCUCCGUGUCGUCAACGAGCCCACUGCCGCUGCCCUGGCCUACGGUCUGGAGAAAGAGGCCGACCGCGUUGUUGCCGUGUACGAUCUUGGUGGUGGCACUUUCGAUAUCUCCAUCCUCGAGAUCCAGAGCGGUGUUUUCGAGGUCAAGUCCACCAACGGUGACACCCACCUUGGUGGCGAGGACUUCGAUAUCCACCUCGUCCGCCAUAUCGCCCAGCAGUUCAAGAAGGAGUCGGGGAUUGACCUGUCCAACGAUCGUAUGGCCAUCCAGCGCAUCCGUGAGGCUGCCGAGAAGGCCAAGAUUGAGCUGUCGUCUUCGCUUGCCACCGACAUUAACCUGCCCUUCAUCACCGCCGACGCAUCCGGCCCGAAGCACAUCAACAUCAAGAUGACCAGGGCUCAGCUGGAGAAGAUGAUGGAGCCCCUCAUCACCCGCACCAUCGAGCCUGUCCGCAAGGCCCUCAAGGACGCCAGCCUCCAGGCCAAGGACAUCCAAGAGGUUAUCCUGGUUGGUGGCAUGACCCGCAUGCCCAAGGUUGGCGAGUCUGUCAAGAGCAUCUUCGGUCGUGAUCCUGCCAAGUCGGUUAACCCCGAUGAGGCUGUUGCCGUUGGUGCUGCCAUCCAGGGUGCUGUCCUUUCGGGCGAGGUCAAGGACCUGCUCCUCCUCGACGUCACCCCUCUUUCGCUCGGUAUCGAGACCCUCGGCGGUGUCUUCACUCGCCUGAUCAACCGCAACACGACCAUCCCCACCAAAAAGUCGCAAGUCUUCUCCACCGCCGCCGACUUCCAGACUGCUGUCGAGAUCAAGGUCUACCAGGGCGAGCGUGAGCUCGUCAAGGACAACAAGCUUCUUGGCAACUUCCAGCUGGUCGGCAUCCCGCCCGCUCACCGUGGUGUCCCCCAGGUCGAGGUCACCUUCGAUAUCGACGCCGACUCCAUUGUUCACGUCCACGCCAAGGACAAAUCCACCAACAAGGACCAGUCCAUCACUAUUGCCUCGGGCUCGGGUCUGUCGGAUAACGAGAUCCAGCAGAUGGUUGAAGACUCAGAGAAGUACGCCGAGCAGGACAAGGAGCGCAAGGCCACUAUCGAGGCCGCCAACAAGGCCGACAGCGUCCUCAACGACACCGAGAAGGCUCUGACUGAGCACGCCGACAAGCUUGACAAGGCCGAAGCCGACUCUCUGCGCGAGAAGAUCGCUAGCCUGCGCGAGUUUGUUAGCAAGAACCAGUCUGGCGAGGGCACCGCCACGGCUGCCGAGAUGAAGGAGAAGACCGACGAGCUCCAGAACGCCAGCCUUAACCUCUUCGACAAAAUGCACAAGGCCCGCGAGGCUGAUGCCAACAAGGCCAACGACUCGAACCCUUCCGACGGCGAGAAGAAGGACGGGUCUAAGCCUUAAAAGGCCACCGCCUUCAAGUUAAUUAUUCGCACGGGCUCCACGAAUCAUCCUCUCUCCCUCUGCAUAUACCCCCCCUCCCACUCGUGGUUUCUCAAAGCAACAUGCCUGAGUAUCGGCUGGCGUCUCGACACACGCGAAACUAGAUCCCAUUUAUCCUGUAGUUACUUGUACUUAUAUCUUCUUGCCUUAUUUCGCGGUCUCGCCGGCGGCUCGGGUGGUCAUCAGCGAGCCGCCUGGUCGACUUGUCACAACAUUUGUGUUAGCUACAUUUGGGGAGCUGGUGGCGGCGUUCUCGAGAAUUAAAAAUCGGUGUUUCGUUUUUUGCUGGCUGUGUAUUUCCAAAAAGCCAAAGCAGGACUGUGGUCACAGGCUGCGUGUAUAUAGCGAGCGGGUUUUCAUCGGGACAUAAGAUGAUAAUGAAGACAUUCUCCCCUCCA
Molecule: messenger RNA, 2643 nt
Organism: Gaeumannomyces tritici R3-111a-1
Lineage: Eukaryota; Fungi; Ascomycota; Sordariomycetes; Magnaporthales; Magnaporthaceae
Product: hsp70-like protein
Exons: 3
Coding region: 185-2206 (673 amino acids)
Biological process (GO): protein refolding; cellular response to unfolded protein
Cellular component (GO): mitochondrion; cytoplasm
Molecular function (GO): ATP-dependent protein folding chaperone; ATP hydrolysis activity; ATP binding
Source: RefSeq, a predicted model, not a curated record